AUGGGGCUGUCGACAUUUGUUUCGGCGUCCCUAUUGGCGCUUCAGCUCUUUUCUCUACCUUCACUGGCUGUGCCCUCGCCUAACCCGGGUAUCAAAGCGGAAAUUUCAGCAGCUGCUUCCUAUUCCAACUGGUGGUUUGCAGAUAUCAAGCGCCAGGGUGCGGCAGCCUUUGGUGCCGCGGGCCACAAGGUUUACCGUAAUGUGAAGGAUUACGGUGCCAAGGGUGAUGGAAGCUCCGAUGAUACCGUCGCCAUCAACAACGCCAUUGCUGACGGCCAGCGCUGUGGUUAUGGCUGCGACUCCAGCACCACGACCCCUGCGAUUGUCUACUUCCCUCCUGGUACCUAUGUUGUGUCUAAGCCUAUCAUCCAACUAUACUACACCCAACUGGUGGGUGAUGUUGUCAACGUGCCUACUAUCAAGGCUGCAGCCAACUUUGCCGGUAUUGCCGUCAUCGACUCCGACCCUUACGAUAACAAUGGAAACAACUGGUACAUCAACCAGAACAACUUCUUCCGCCAAAUUCGAAACUUCAAAAUUGAUCUCACCGGUCUUCCCAAGACCACUGGCACAGGUAUCCAUUGGCAGGUUGCCCAAGCCACCUCGCUGCAAAACAUUGUCUUCAACAUGAUUCAAGACAAGUCUGCAGACAACAAGCAGCAGGGUAUCUUCAUGGACAAUGGCUCAGGUGGUUUCAUGUCGGAUCUUACUUUCAACGGCGGUAGCCUUGGGGCUUUCCUCGGCAACCAGCAGUUCACCACUCGCAACCUUAAAUUCAACAACUGCAACACUGCCAUCUACAUGAACUGGAACUGGGUUUGGACAUUCCACGGUGUCUCCAUCAACAACUGCGGCGUCGGUAUCAACAUGGCCAACGGAGGCAACGUUCAGACGGUCGGCUCCAUCGUUGUUGCCGACAGCUCCAUCUCCAACACCCCUGUCGGCAUCAUUACUGCUUAUAACCCUGCUCAGUCUGGGACGAACGGCACGCUUGUCCUGGACAAUGUCGACAUGACCAACAACGUCCCUGUUGCCAUUCAGGGCGACAACAAGAAGACGAUCCUCGCUGGAAAUUCUUUAAUCAGCUCCUGGUCUCAAGGGCGAUCAUAUGCUGGCGCAUCCGGAAAAGCUCUACAGGGCCCCAGGGCCGCCGUACCCAAACCUGCUGCCCUCACUGACAGCACUGGCAAGAUCGUCACCAGGAGCAAGCCCCAGUACAACACUGUUCCGUCAUCAAAGUUCAUCUCUGUCAAGUCUCAGGGCGCCAAGGGUGAUGGAAAGACUGAUGACACUGCAGCAGUCCAGGCCGUUUUCAACAAGGCCACCGCCGAUCAAAUUGUCUACUUCGACCACGGCGCUUACCUCAUUACCAACACCGUCAAAGUUCCCAAGAAUAUCAAGGUUGUUGGCGAGAUCUGGGCACUCAUCCUUGCUGGCGGCAACAAAAACUUCAAGGACGAGGCCAAUCCUAAGCCAGUCUUCCAGGUUGGAAAUCCUGGAGACGUUGGCAACGUCGAGAUGCAAGAUCUCAUGUUUGAGACUCUGGGUCCCCAACCUGGCGCUAUUCUGAUGGAAUUCAACGUUGCUGGCCAAAGCAAGGGCUCCGCCGCCCUCUGGGAUGUGCACUUCCGCGUCGGUGGCAGUGCCGGUACCCAACUCCAGGUUGACAAGUGCAAGAAGACUCCCGAGGUCCCAACUCAGCCCAACCCCCAGUGCGUUGGCGCCUUCAUGCUGAUGCACGUUACCCCUGGCGCCAGCCCCUACUUCGAGAACACCUGGUUCUGGGUAGCCGACCACGAGCUCGACGUCCCAGGCAACACCCAGCUCAACAUCUACAAUGGUCGUGGCGUCCUCAUUGAGAGCACCAAGGGCGCAUGGUUGUGGGGGACCGCUUCCGAGCACAACCAGCUUUACAACUACCAACUCACCAAGGCUCAGAACGUCUACAUGGCUCUCAUCCAGACAGAGACUGCGUACAUGCAAGGAAACCCCGACGCCAAGGUUCCCUUCAAGGUCAACACCAAGUUCUCAGACCCCGACUUCUCCAAGUGCACCGGUCCUAAGUGUGCCCGCACCUGGGGUCUCCGAGUCCAAAACUCCAGCGGCAUCUACGUGUAUGGCGGCGGCUUGUACAGCUUCUUCGAUAACUACGCACAGGAAUGUGUCGCUGCCAACAACUGCCAGGACAAUAUGAUUUCUAUUGAGAGUUCCAAGGUGGAAUUGUUUGCCAUCAGCACCAAGGCUAGUAUCUCCAUGGUGACCUUGAAUGGUAAGACGACAGCCAAGGACUCUGACAACCGCAACAACUUCUGUGCUGCGAUUGCUGCGUUUGAGUCAUCGUAG
This is a messenger RNA of Pochonia chlamydosporia 170, 2343 nucleotides long. RefSeq names its product exo-beta-1,3-glucanase. The coding region runs from base 1 to 2343 and encodes 780 amino acids. The record is from RefSeq and is a predicted model, not a curated record. The transcript has a single exon. Gene Ontology annotation, molecular function: polygalacturonase activity. NCBI's taxonomy places the organism in Eukaryota, Fungi, Ascomycota, Sordariomycetes, Hypocreales, Clavicipitaceae.